AUGGGCCACGUGCUGGCGCGCGACGCAGAUGCGCUCAAGGCCGGCUGGGUCGACGGCGUCCGCUUGCUGGUGCAGCACGGCGCCUGCCUGAGCGCCCGCACGCCGGCCGGGGACUGCCCGCUGCUCUGGGCGAGCUUCAAGGGGCUUACAGAUGUUGUGGCCGCGCUCCUCGCCGGCGGCGCUGACGUAAAUGCCGUCUGCGCGCUGGGCAACCGCGCGCUGCACCUGGCCGCGUCAGCCGGCCGCGACGACGCAGCGGCGCUGCUCCUGCUGCACGGCGCGGACGCGGCGGCGCGGAACGCGUACGGCGCGACGCCGCUGCAGCUGGCGCGGGGGGCGCCGCUCAAGGGAUGGCUGAUCCGUGCAACUGGGCCGCCGGAGGAGCGCGAGCGUUUGAAGCGUGAGCUGCAGCUGCGGCAGCGGCACGCGACGGGCGAGGCACCCCCGGGCGGCGGCAGCAACGGCGGCGGCGGCGGCGGCAGUGGCGGCGGCGGCAACGCGGGCGGGGCUGGGUCAGCAGAGGCUGCUGGAACGCAAGCUACAGGGGAGCGGGCUCGCGCCGCGCGCGCCGAGGCAGCGGAGGCGCGGCGGCGCGAGGAGGACCAGUCCGAGGACGCGUGGGAAGAGGCCGAGGCGCUGCGCGUGGCGGCGGAAGCUGCCGAGAAGCUGCGGGCGGCCGAGGAGCUGGCGAAGGCGCAGGCGGAGGCCAGGCGGCAGGCUGAGGAGGCGGCCAAGUCGGCUGCAAAGGCGGCCAAAAAAGCCGCGGCGGCGAAGAAGAAGUGA
Monoraphidium neglectum is the source of this 783-nucleotide messenger RNA. RefSeq lists its product as hypothetical. Gene Ontology annotation, molecular function: protein binding. Bases 1 to 783 code for a protein of 260 amino acids. The transcript is spliced from 6 exons. The record is from RefSeq and is a predicted model, not a curated record. NCBI's taxonomy places the organism in Eukaryota, Viridiplantae, Chlorophyta, Chlorophyceae, Sphaeropleales, Selenastraceae.